Messenger RNA from Brettanomyces nanus, 1317 nucleotides. RefSeq lists its product as uncharacterized. The transcript has a single exon. Bases 1 to 1317 code for a protein of 438 amino acids. Gene Ontology annotation, cellular component: cytoplasm; cytosol. The record is from RefSeq and is a predicted model, not a curated record. NCBI's taxonomy places the organism in Eukaryota, Fungi, Ascomycota, Pichiomycetes, Pichiales, Pichiaceae. Gene Ontology annotation, molecular function: RNA binding; ATP binding; glutamate 5-kinase activity.
AUGACCAAAGACAGCCAAUUUACCAUAGUCGUUAAACUUGGCUCUUCAUCUAUUGUUGAUGAGCAUACAAGAGAGCCUCGUAUAGCCAACAUGUCACUGCUAGUGGAAACACUAGUAAAGCUUCGGCGCCAAGGCCAUAGAAUCGUGUUUGUCUCCUCCGGUGCCAUUGCAGUUGGCAUGAGGAAGCUGAAGAUUUUUAGUAAACCGAAAAAGUUGGCUACCAAGCAGGCACUUGCUGCAGUAGGUCAAGGUGAGUUGAUCUCUAUGUGGGAUGAGUUAUUCGCACACCUGAAUCAGACCACUGCACAAAUCCUUUUAACAAGGAAUGAUAUCAUGGACUUUUCUCAAUUUUCAAACGCUGAAAAUACUCUGAGAGAGUUAUUAGAUAUGGAUAUCAUCCCCAUAGUCAAUGAAAACGAUACCAUUUCCACUCAGGAGAUUAAAUUUGGUGAUAAUGAUACGCUAUCUGCAAUUACCGCGGGAAUGUGCAAUGCCGAUUUCUUGUUCCUCCUAACAGAUGUUGACUGCCUUUAUACGGAUAAUCCACGGACAAACCCUGAGGCCAAACCGGUGUUUCUUGUCAAGAAUAUGAAUAGUUUAGACGUGAAUACUAAGAGUUCAGGGUCCAGUAUAGGUACUGGAGGUAUGAAGACCAAGCUCAUUGCUGCAGAUUUGGCCACUAAUGCUGGUGUCACUACCGUGAUUUGUGAUUCCAAACAUCCUCAAAACAUGCUGAACAUAGUGAAGUAUAGUUGCAAGGAAGACAAUGAUUUGAGAUUGUCUGCAGACACCUUGCCUCAGGAAGAUUCCAAAGAAUUUACGAAGACGAAUGAGGACGAAUUGGUCAAGAUGAAACGUUGUCACGUGCCAUUACAUACCCGGUUUAUUGGACAGCCAAAAAAUACAGUAAAAAACAAGCAGUUCUGGUUACUUCAUGGACUGAAGCCUCAUGGAGAAAUCAUUAUAGAUACAGGAUGCUACAAGGCUAUAACGAGAAGAAAUAGAGCAGGCUUAUUACCAGCAGGAGUUUUGGGGGUUGAAGGCAACUUCCAUCAGAUGGAAUGCGUGGAGAUCCGACUAGGAUUUAGAGACGAGUCGGGAAAGUGGGAUACCUCCAAGGGUACAUAUUUAAUCGGAAAAGGCCGAUCGAAUUACUCGUCUUCAGAGGUGAACAAGGUGAAGGGGCUACAUAGUCGUGACAUUAGAUCACAACUAGAGUAUGUAGAUUCCGAGUACGUCGUACAUAGAGACAACUUGGCAUUUCCAAUCCACGAGGAUCAGGAGCUACUUGAAGCAUUAGGGAAGUGGAAGAUAUAA